AUGACUAGUGAAAGGGUUCCAAUAGUAGGCUCAAAAGAUUCAGAAAAUCUGUUACUAGACUCAUGCAAGUCUUGCACAAUUUAUGAAGAAAAAGUAUCAUCAAAUCAUAAGGCUCUUACAACUCCUCUUGAAGUGAGCAAUGGAUAAUCCAAAUUUUUGGAAAUUAUUCCUUUUCAUUAGCGAUAAAAAAUUGUUUUAAUAUAAUUUUUUUUAUACAAAUAAUAAUUUUAUAUAUUCUUAAUUAUGAUUAUAUAAACCUCUAUCAAAUUUUAGGCACCUUUGUUGUAAAGCAUAAAUUUUAUUUAUUAAUUAUAUUUUUCAUUUCUAUGGAAUUUUUAAUUUUUUUUUAUGAAAUUAAUAAAUGAGCAAAGAGUUAGCAACCUAAAAGAGACUCAUGCUCUUAUCCUAGAAAUCGCAAGAGCCCUGCAUCCUGAAAUAAUUAUUUCAACGGAUAUAACAAGCCAAGAGUUAGCCUUAGAUUUAGACUUACUUCACAAAGGCAGAGGCCAAGCAUCUGCAAAAGAAGCUGAACACCUCCGUUCUCUCAUCUUAGGCCUCAAUGAAAAACUAAAAACCUACCAAACAAUCGAGACUCGUAUUGAAGAAUUCAGCCAGCAAGCCAAACAAGGAAUUUCAGCCCGAGAAAUUUUGCAUAAAACAAUCAAAGAAACCCUUGAAGAUGUUGAAAAAAUAAAAAUACAGCAAAAUGAGAGCUUACUCACUCAAUCACUGACUCCCCCCCUUUAAAUUGGAACUAAAAAUUUUGUUCCAAUUUAAAGGGGGGUUUAAGAAAAUUUUUUAAAAAAAAAAUUUAUAUAAAAUUUAAAAAAAAAAAAAAAAUUUCAAAAAUUUAUCGAAUUAGAUUAAUAAAUUUGUUUAAUAAAAUGCUAUUUACUCUUUAUCCUUUAAAACAAAGCAAGAUAUAACUAAAAUUUUAUUAUUAAUUAAUACGCCACUAUUAAUUGGUAUCAAAACUAUUUACACAAAAAUUAUUAUUUUUAUUGAUAAAAAAAAUUAACGAAAAAAAAAUUUUAGAAAAUUUAUUAAUCAAAGUGCCAAUUUUGUUUAAAUAAGAUUAUAUUUAUACUCUAUUCUUUAAAAUAAAGCAAGAGAUAAGUAAAUUUUGAAUUUUUGUAAGAAUUCGCAUUGAAUUUAUAUCAAAGCUAUUUAAAUAAAAAAUAUUAUUUUUAUCAAAAAAAAAUAAAAUUUUUUUUGGAAUUUUUUUUAAAAAUCUACAAUUAAGGAUAAUAAAUUUAUUUAAAAUAAGAUGCUCUUUAUACUCUAUUCUUUAAACAAGAGCAGGAUAUAACUAAAUUUUUAAUUUUAGUUAAGAAGAAACAUUUAAAUUAUAUCAAAACUUUUUACAUAAAAAUUAUGAUUUAUAUAUAUAAAAUUUUUUAUUAUUAAAUUAAAUUUUGUUCCAAUUUAAAGGGGAUUAAUUUACCAAAAAAAAUGGAAAUUUUACCUAUAUUUUGUUCCAAUUUAAAGGGGGGGGAGUGAGGGAGCAAAACUAUUGGAAAAAUCCAGAUUGAGAGCCAAAAAUUUGUAUAAAACAUUUGAUAUAUAAAUGAUAAUGAAAUUUCGAGUUAUUUUUGAAUUUAAAUAUUUUUCAUUUUAAAGCACUAAGUUCGCAUAUUAAAUUAAUUUUUUAAAAAUAAAAAUCCCUCUUUAGAAACGAGCACAUUUUUUUGCUUGCUUACAGAGAGUUAAAUUAGAGAAAAUGAAAAAAGAAAGAGACCGAGCUAUCGAAUCCCUAAUGGAACAGCAUCUUAACUUAAAGCGUAAAAUCCUAGAUGAAGAAAAAGUUAAAUGUGAGCUAGAAAUAACAAAAGCAGAGCUAGAAAAAAUCAAAGCAGAAGGCAGAAAUUUUGAUAAUAUGCAAGAAAUGAUUUCUCAAUUGAAAUUCAAUGUAAAAGAAGGCGAAAAGAAAAGAAAUGAAUUAAGGAAUUUGUAUAGUAAAAGUAUUAGUGAUUUUGAUGAAAAACGAAGAGAAAUGGAUCGAGAAAUAGAAAAUGUGAUGAAAGAUAACUCUAAUUUAAGAGAUGAACUAAAUUCAGCUAAAAAAACAAUCAAUGAACUGAGUGUACUUAAUCAGGAAAAAGCUAGUCAAAUUAUCAAUCUGCAAGCUGUAAAUGAAAGCCAAAAUAGAGAAAUAUUGAACUUAAAGGACCAAGAAAAUAAAGCACUCCAAAUGGAGAAACUUUCAAAAGCGCACCAAGAGGAAUGUGUAUCGUUAAAUAAAAAAAUCAAAGCCAUUAGUGAAGAAUUCCAAGCAGAAAUAGCAAAAUUAAAUAAAGAAAAAAAUGAAAUUCUCAAUAAAAAUCAAUUGCUUAAAGGCGACAAUAAUAGGCUUGAAGAUACUAUAAAUUCUCUUAAGCAGGACCUCACCCAUUCCUACAAUAAGCAACAGGACCUUAACACCCACAUAGCUCAGCUAGAAGAAAGCUUAAUCCUCCAUCAUGAUUCCUCAGCAAUUCAAGAUCAACUAAAUCAAGUCAGCCAAUUUACCUUAGAUAUCCAUAAGCAAGUCUAUAAAGAACUAGAUGGUAUGAGCGAGCAUAUUUUAGCCCAAUCAGAACAAGCAUUAGGCCAACAGCGAACUAUCAAUAAAGUAUGCUCAGUUGUCUCAGAAAAAGAAGCAGAAAUCGAAAUCCUCCGAGAAAUGAUUGCAGAAAUGCAAAAAGCUAGGCCAGUAUAUGUUCCGGUAAAAGAUGACCCUGUUGAUGCUGCUAUAGCUGAAUAUAUGAACUCUCGUGAGCAGCCUCUAGAAGUCCCAUUUGUAAGAGAAGAUGAAGGUCUCUACCUUUUUGGAUCCAAAAAAGUGUUCAUUAAGAUUGAAAACGGAAAAAUUAUUAUCAGAAUUGGUGGAGGUUUCAUGCAAAUUGAUGAAUUUGUGGACGCUUAUACUUAACUUAAAAAAAUCUAAACUGCUUAGCAUCCACUACGGACGACCACAAAAAGCUUCUGCCAUUUCUACACGUGCCGGGUAAAAAGACUUCUGGGCCGACCUGCUUCGAUUCGCAAGAGCAUGCUUGAAAACGGUGCUGCCACGGCUCAAGUGUCAGCGACUUUUGUCUUACUUGACGCCGGUAGCGGCUAAAGGCUCUUUUGCUGCCGCAGAUUGGAAGUGGGAAAAUCACAGAUUUUCAGAUUCCCUAUGGACAGGCCAAAUGGCAGACCCCUCCAAGUUGAUUCCCUGUUUUAGCCAGGAUAUAAUUCGCAUGCAAAACCAAUCCUCAUAAUUAAAAUCGGAAUGAGUUGAGCAGAUCGGCAUAUCGGUACCUUACUAAUGCCACCAUUUCAUGAUUAUGUAGACACUUAUACAGUUAUUGAGCUAGAAAAAUUCGCAGCAAUUAAGAAAGCUGAAUCUAAUCCUAAUAGAAAAACCUUUAUGGGAAAAUUAGCAAGCACUAUUGGUAAGAUAUAAGUAGUUAAUGAGCAGACAAAAGGAAAAGUGGACGUAUCUCCACAAAAAGCAGCAAAAAUUCUUCAGGACGUGUUUGUUAAUAAUAAGCCUGCUUUUACUACAUGUAUGGCGAUACCAAGAAAAAUGACUAGCUCAAGACAAGGGACUAUGAUACCUAAAGAAAGCAAAGGCUCUGAUUCCCCAGUCAGAGUAGCAAAACGAAAAAGCUCAUUGGUAGAUUUUCGUAGGUCUGCAACUAAUCUUAAAUAA
Messenger RNA from Blepharisma stoltei, 3676 nucleotides. The record is from the annotation of a GenBank genome assembly. NCBI's taxonomy places the organism in Eukaryota, Ciliophora, Heterotrichea, Heterotrichida, Blepharismidae.